This is a messenger RNA of Rhodotorula toruloides NP11, 1338 nucleotides long. RefSeq names its product aspartic-type endopeptidase. The record is from RefSeq and is a predicted model, not a curated record. The coding region runs from base 1 to 1338 and encodes 445 amino acids. Gene Ontology annotation, molecular function: aspartic-type endopeptidase activity. Gene Ontology annotation, biological process: proteolysis. NCBI's taxonomy places the organism in Eukaryota, Fungi, Basidiomycota, Microbotryomycetes, Sporidiobolales, Sporidiobolaceae. The transcript is spliced from 11 exons.
AUGCGCUCCUUUGCCGCCCUUGCCCCCCUCGCUCUCAUGGCUUCCGCGUCGCUGGUCGACGCCCUCCCUUCCCCCGUUCGCAUCGAAGGUGUCGUCCCGUCCGUCACGAACGCCGACGGGUCCGUCAACGACGAGCUCCUCAAGGCCAACAUGGAGGCGACGUUUGCCAAGUACGAGGACCUCGCCGAGCGUUCGACCGACUCGUCGUCCAAGGCGGCUUCGCUCAAAGUCCGUCGUCGCGACGGAAAGGUUAAGUGCAAGCGUGCGACGACCAAGACGAUCCCGGUUGACUACGAGGGCAACCUGGGCCUCUACAACAUCGACAUCGGUGUCGGUACGCCCGCCCAGAACUUGCCCGUCAUCCUCGACACUGGCUCGUCCGACCUCGUCAUCCAAUCGGCUUGCGACCCGGCCAACUUCAACAACCUCCCGGUCUGCACCGCCGUCUUCGACUCGAGCAAGUCGUCGACUUUUGCCAGCACCGGCGUGAAUCACACCGUCGCCUAUGUGAGCGAUAGCAUCUCGGGCACCAUCGUUACCGACACGGUCAACCUCGGCGGCAUUUCGAUCCCGAAGCAAACCUUCCUCCUCUCGCCCAACACCAACAUGCCUCUUUCGUCGGGCAACCUCGGCUUGAGCCUCAACGCUCAGGCUCAGCUCGGCGGUACCUCGGUCCUCGAGAACCUCCGCGCGUCGGGCAACGUCGCCAACAGCCGUAUGGGCCUUUGGCUCGGCAAGGAGAGCGAGGGUAGCGCCGAGCUUACCAUCGGCGACUGGAACACCGAUCGAUACUCGGGCAUCGCGACCGUCUACCAGGUCUACAAGCCGAACCAGCUCGGAAGGUGGGCCAUCCAGCUCCUCCAGAUCCUCGACGUCAAGCAGACGCCGCUCUGGACGAUGCCUGCUUCGCCCGACACCGUUGUCUUCAUCGACUCGGGCUCGAGCACUAACUAUCUUCCGCGUGCUGCUGCUGCUGCCGCUCACUCGGCGAUUCCGGGCUCGUACAAGCUCGGCACCACGACCCAGUCCUUGAACGGCCAAACCUACGAGGUCGACGCGUACGCCUUCCCUUGCACCAACACGGCGACUUUCGGCGUCUCCCUCUCUCGUCGCCGCAACUUGCUCCUCGCCGCGGAAGACCUCAUCAUCGGAACGGUCCCGGGGCAGGCGGGCAUGUGCAGGUCGGCUACGUACGGCGUCGACAUCAACUACGGCGGCGUCCAGGCCGGCAUCCUCGGCACUCCCUUCCUGCGCAGCUGGUACGCCGGGUUCAACAUCGGCGACGACGCCGCAAACAGCCACGCCAACAUCUUCUUCGCCCCGGCCAAGCACGCCUGA